Messenger RNA from Annulohypoxylon truncatum, 2134 nucleotides. Its product is annotated as HAD-superfamily hydrolase. The transcript has a single exon. NCBI's taxonomy places the organism in Eukaryota, Fungi, Ascomycota, Sordariomycetes, Xylariales, Hypoxylaceae. The coding region runs from base 547 to 1605 and encodes 352 amino acids. Gene Ontology annotation, biological process: glycerophospholipid biosynthetic process. Gene Ontology annotation, cellular component: mitochondrion. The record is from RefSeq and is a predicted model, not a curated record.
CUGAUAUAAAUUAUUAAUCAUCCCGCGCAAGGGACGGGAUAGUCCUUAUCAACAAAGUAUGUAGGCAAACGACACUGUAAUACGUGGGUGGAUGGAUGGCUACAUGAACCCCCCUUAUAAAUGUUUUACCAUCUUAAGGAACCUGGGACCCGCGACUUGGCCUACAUUCACGUCUACAUCUCCAGGCUUAUCUCUGCUCUGCUUCUGAUUCAGUGUUCGGUAAGUGACCUUAGGUUUCAGGCUGCUACCCAUUGUCACUAUCCGGUGCCUCCUAGAGAAAAGGCGCAUAAUAAGCUCGGAGGCAAACCUUGGAGCCUGAGGACAUUGAUUUCCUGGCAGCUUAUAGAAAGUCUCUAAAAGCUUGCGAAAUCCGUUACGGCGCCAACCGAAAACUAUAAUCCUCAAAAUAAGCCGCUGGACUGUCUAUGCAACAUUUUCCUACCCUAGUGAUCUGGGCUGUCAGCAGUAAUAUCUAAAGAUUAGGGCCAGCUUCUAAAAACUUAGACACAAAACAGAAAAAAAAAAGAGGAAAAAAAUAAGGAAGUCAUGGCUCCUGUCAAAGAACGCUCCGUCGCGUUUGCGUUCGACAUCGACGGCGUGCUCGUCAAGGGCAAGAAGCCUCUUCCAGGAGCCAGUGAAGCUAUUGAGUUGCUACAGCGCAAGAACGUUCCAUUCAUGUUCCUGACGAACGGUGGCGGACACACGGAGGAAGCGCACGUCGAGAGGGUCGGACAGCGGCUUGGCCUCAUAUUCAGCCCCAAGCAAUUUGUACAAUCACACACCCCUUACUUCGACCUUGUCCCGGAAUAUGGUGACAAAACGAUCCUGGUCCUUGGCGGUCACGGCCAUCAGAUCCGAGGAGUAGCGCACGCGUACGGCUUCAAGAAUGUCGUCACGUCGUCCGACAUCAUGACGACUUGCAAACACACCCACGCCUUUCCCGAGAUAACAAGAGCGCAUCACGACGAGCACGGCAGCGAGCGCCCAGAACUGCUCACGACACCUAUCUCUGCUAUCCUGUGCUGGAGCUCGCCACGGGAUUGGUAUCUCGAUCUCCAGGUCGUCCUGGAUCUCCUCCUAUCCCGCGGCGGCAUGCUCGGGACAGUGUCGCCGAAGAACGGCGACGUCUCGUUACCGAACAAGGGAUACUUACAAGACGGACAGCCAAAGCUGUUUUUCUGCAACCCGGAUUUUGAGUGGUGCACAGAGCACGAGCAACCGCGGCUCGCCCAAGGCGCUUUCAAAGAGGCCUUAGAAGCGAUCUGGAGAGCCAAGACGGGGACGGACCUGGACUACACGAGAUUCGGAAAGCCGACCGAGGCCACGUACGUGUACGCCGAGCGGGUCCUACGGGAAUACGGCAAAAUCCUAGACCCUUCCCGAGAGAUCGGCACGGUUUACAUGAUUGGCGAUAACCCCGAGAGCGACAUCGCCGGCGCGAACUCGUUUCAAUCUCGGCACGGGAUCGAGUGGAGGAGCAUCCUAGUCGAGACGGGCGUCCACGUCGCCGGUACUGUUCCCAAGCACCAGCCUUACCACACUGUUAAGAAUGUCAUGGAGGCUGUGGAAUGGGCGUUGAAGAAAGGAGCAGCCGUACCGAACUGAGCUUUCUGGGUAUAGCAUGGCAUAUACAAGGGUGUAUGGUUUUGGAGCAGACACUUGGCUCAUUAGGACAUCGGGGAGCUUGAUUCGGAGUUUUAGCAUGCUGGCGCCUGGACUUGUAUCACUUAUCUGUUUGAACCCGUUUCAAUCUUGGGUUGCAGGUUGUGGGUUUGAAUUAUCUUUUAAUUCAUAGCGAAACCCAUAUGAGGUACGAUUCAGAACUCUCAGAUUACGAACUGGGAUCCACGCUCCCAUUACUGCCGAGCGCUUGUAUACCUAAUAGCAUACAGUCAUCUUUUUGAUGGGAAAUCCCCUCCUUGCCUUCGGUUUAGCAUUAGCAUUUCGAUUCAGAUAGAUAUAGAUGACAUGGAUGCCCAAAUUUUGCUGGACUGCAAUGAGUUUAACUUCCUUGGUAAUCCGAACUUGGAGUAGUAUUCGGAAAAGGAUCAAUGUGUUUUAAGAGGUGUAUAAUAAUGUCCAAGGCACCAUCCGCGUAUGCUUUUCUUUUCUAUUGAGGCCGGUUCAGAUAGAC